GCCGAUAUCAUACUGAUCACAGAGGUUAUAUCAGUCAUCUCACAGACAAACACGUUUAUAUGACAUGCGGCUUAAACGUCUCGCCGUGACGCUGUUUGAGUAGAGCUUCGGGGUCCCGUCAGUGUUUUAUAGUCAGGCAGCUGUAGAGGCAGCCACGGGGUCCCCACAUCCUUUUAACAGAGAGCGGUUUGUUUUUAACAGCAGCAAGCAAAAAGCGCUGAGUUUAACUCAAGUCUGGUGUUUUAAUUACUUUAAGUUAAUAUUAAACAGCCUUAAAAACAGGAAAAGGAAAACGGCUAAUUUUCAUUCUCAUCUGCGUGACAGAAGCGAAAAACCUUCAGGUGACGCAUCCACCUGGGAUCUAGAUUCUUCUUCUGUGGUGGAAUCAUGGAACUGGCCUAUGUGUGUGAGUGGGAGAAGCGUCCGAAGAGCACGCACUGCCCUUCCAUCCCGCUGGUCUGCUCCUGGUCCUGCAGGAACCUCGUGGCCUUCACCACAGACCUGAAGAGCGAGGACGACGACAAGAAUGUGAGUCACAUGAUCCAUAUCAUCGACACUGAGCACCCCUGGGAUGUUUUCUCCAUCAACUCUGGACACGUUCUGCUGUGUGCGUCCAAUCAGAACGGCAGCAUCGUGGAGUGCUGGUCUCUGAGGAAGGAGGGACUUCCUGUUAAUAAUAUCUUCCAGCACUGUUCGCCAGUGGUGGGAGAGAAGCAGCCGACCAUCCUAAAAUGGCGGAUCCUGACGACCACCGGCGACCUGGAGCGUGUGUCGGCUGUCGCUCUGCCCAAGCUGCCCAUCUCCAUCUCCAACACUGAACUGAAGUUCUGUCCCGGACUCGGUCUGGCUCUGGCGUUUCAUGAUGGCAGCAUCCAGAUCCUGCACCGCCUUUCCCUCCACACCAUGGGCGUGUUCUACGGCGCCUCCUCGGCACAGCGCCCUGGAGAUGAGUCGGCCAUCAAGCGCCAGAGAACUGCCGGCCCCACCGUCCACUUCAAGGCCCUGCAGUUCUCCUGGACCUCAUUGGCUCUGGCUGGAGUUGACAACCACGGCAAGCUCCACAUGCUGCGUGUGUCGCCCUCUAUGGGCCAGGUGCUGGAGAUGAACACGACGCUGCGUCACCUGCUGUUCCUGCUGGAGUACUGCAUGGUGACGGGUUACGACUGGUGGGACGUGCUGCUGCAUGUGCAGCCCAGCAUGGUGCACAACCUGGUGGAGAAGCUGCAUGAAGAGUACAUGAGGCAGAACCAGGCGCUGCAGCAGGUUCUGGCGACACGCAUUGUGGCAGUGAAGGCUUCUCUCUGUAAACUCUCCACGGCGACAGCGGCUCGAGCGUGUGACUUCCAUGCCAAGCUGCUGCUUAUCGCUAUCAGCUCCACCCUCAAGUCUCUGCUGAGGCCUCAUGUCCUCAACACACCGGACAAGAGUCCUGGAGACCGACUGACAGAGAUCUGCGCCAAAAACACAGACACAGAUAUCGAUAAGGUGAUGAUCAACCUGAAGACGGAGGAGUUUGUACUGGAUGGUCCUCCUCUGCAGUCUCUGCAGCAGCUCAUCCAGUGGGUGGGAGACUUCGUCCUGUACCUGCUCGCCAACCUGCCCAACCAGGGCUCUAUGGUCCGGCCCGGGUUUGGCUUCAUGCGGGACGGGGCGUCUCUGGGGAUGCUGAGGGAGAUGCUGGUGAUGAUCCGGAUCUGGGGUCUGCUGAAGGCCGGCUGUCUGCCCACCUUCACUGCCACGUCGGACAACCAGGACAGCAUGCUGCUGCUGUUCAGGCUGCUCACCAAGCUGUGGCUCUGCUCACGGGAUGAUGGCGCCCCCCAGGACCCUGAUGACAGUCUGAUCGACGAGUGCUGCCUGCUGCCGAGCCAGCUGCUGGUGCCCAGCAUGGACUGGCUGCCCGUCAAUGACGGUGUGAUGGUGAAGCUCCAGGGCAAGCACCCACUCAGGCUGCAGUUUGGCAAGGCCUCGUCCCUGCCCAGCAACGCCCCGCCCACACCUCUGGAGGUGUUCAACAGGACUCCUGGCUCCCAGAGGAUGGAUAACCUGCGUUGUGUUCACAUGGGCGUGUGUCCCACCGAGGAGAGCAAAGCCUGCACCAGGUGCGGCUGCGUGACAAUGCUCCGUUCGCCCAACAAGACAAACGCCAUGAAGCAAUGGGAGCAGCGCUGGAUUAAGAACUGUCUGUGUGGCGGUCUGUGGAGGAGGAUCCCGCCCACGUUCACCUGAAGUGGUGACACUUCAUCACCUGUUGUUGUGGAGCUUAUUCACAUCCCAAACCUAUUGACCAAUCAGGUUCCUGAAAAUGGUCUUUAAUAUCCAGCUCAGAACCGGCUUCAUGAGACCAGUUUCUGUGUGAGGCACAGGGACUGAAUCCAGUUCCGAUUGAUCGGUGGAGCUGCACUUUGUACAUAAACAGCAUUUUUUUAAUAAAGCCAACCAAACUGAA
Molecule: messenger RNA, 2449 nt
Organism: Neolamprologus brichardi
Lineage: Eukaryota; Metazoa; Chordata; Actinopteri; Cichliformes; Cichlidae
Source: RefSeq, a predicted model, not a curated record